AUGCCGGACGCCACAACAAAAUAUCCAGCGAGGGACUGCUGGUUCGCGAGCCCGAGCGUCAAGUCCCCAGCGAGGGCUUUCCGGCACGUGACGGGCAGCUCCGAGAAUAGCGCCAGGUCUUCUGAGAGGCCGAUUCCUGAGGAAUUUAAGAAUUUCUGGAUUAAGCUUGUGUGUACGCAUGGGUGGACGCGAAAGAGUCGAGGCAAAGGGAAUUGCAAGACCUUUUUCGGGUGUAAAGCGAACAUUAAGGCAGCCGUUACGUGGAACGACAAGGAUGGCGUCAACAAAUUCAUGGUGCGGGUUACUGGCUUUGACGGAGCUCACAACCACAACGUCUCCGAGUCAACAUACAAGAACCAUGCAUCGAACCGCCGUGUGGAGGAUCCAGACGUUCUUGCCUUCGUGGAUGAGCUUCAGGCAGCUGGAUCUAAGCCAAAACUAAUCAUGCAGUAUCUACGAAAAAAAACGCGUGUUACGCUACGGGAUGUCCACAACUUGGUCACGAAGUUAAAGGAAAAGCGGAAAGGAGGUGCCACGACGGAGGAGCGGCUGGAAACCGUCUUGCGGGAGCUUUGUGAGACCCGAGGAAAUUGGACCACUGUGUUUGGGAAUGAUACCAAGACAGCCCAGACCAUCACGAUGCAAACGCGGCAAAUGCGGCGUUGUUUCAAGGCAUUUCCUGAGGUUCUACUGGUCGACGCCACACACAACACGAACGAGUCGUGCAACAAACUCUUCUCGUUCAUGGUGAACGAUGUGUAUGGACAUGAGUUCGAAGGUGUGAAGGUGUGCCACUUUCAUUUGAAGAAGUAUAUCCGGACGGAGAUGGCGAAGAGUGAAUACGGUGGACCGACUAGUUUUGAUAAAGAUGAAGUUGAAGAUGCUGUUGACAUGGCGCGACUGGCGCCAUCUGCAGUGGAGUAUACCAAGUACUUGAAGUACUUGUACUUCCUACUUGAUGACGUACAUAUCAAGGACAGCGACGCUAUUCCUGAACCUGGCCGCCCUUUUCUCAAGUACUUCAUGCGCAAUUGGGAUUCGAUGAAGGAAAGAUGGGCGUUGUACGCACGCUCUGAUGUACCGCAUUUAGGAAACCACAUGAAUAACAGGUUGGAGUCUUCAUGGGGCCACCUAAAAGAGGUUCUGAAGCCGGAGAUGAUUUUGGGGCAACAAGAAGUGAUAUUUGCCAGUGGUCGAUGA
Messenger RNA from Phytophthora nicotianae INRA-310, 1200 nucleotides. RefSeq lists its product as hypothetical. The transcript has 6 exons. The record is from RefSeq and is a predicted model, not a curated record. Bases 1 to 1200 code for a protein of 399 amino acids. NCBI's taxonomy places the organism in Eukaryota, Oomycota, Peronosporomycetes, Peronosporales, Peronosporaceae.